Mytilus trossulus (common blue mussel) is the source of this 2158-nucleotide messenger RNA. Its product is annotated as calnexin-like. Gene Ontology annotation, cellular component: endoplasmic reticulum membrane; endoplasmic reticulum. NCBI's taxonomy places the organism in Eukaryota, Metazoa, Mollusca, Bivalvia, Mytilida, Mytilidae. Gene Ontology annotation, biological process: protein folding. Gene Ontology annotation, molecular function: calcium ion binding. The coding region runs from base 89 to 1864 and encodes 591 amino acids. The record is from RefSeq and is a predicted model, not a curated record. The transcript is spliced from 21 exons.
AUCAAACAUCUCCACGUUUAUGAACUUCAUCUGUUGACCGGCGUGAGGGAUUUGGAACGCUUUUAACUUGGAACACCAGAAUUACUGAAUGAUGAAGCUUAAGAGUAUCUUCCUGUUAUUUUUAUCCCUUGGACUUCUCCAUGUCAGCAUCUGUGAUACAGAAGAGGAAGACGAUGACGAUGAUACAACUGUUGAAGUAGAAGAGGAACCUCCUGCUGUUGUAGAAAAAGUUAAUUAUGUACCUCCAGUAGUGAAAGGAAAUACAUUCUUUACAGAAACAUUUGAUAAACCAGCAGAUUUUGAAAAAAGAUGGACCAAGUCACAGACUAAGAAAGAUGGUGCUGAAGAAACUAUUGCCAAAUAUGAUGGUAAAUGGUCAGUAGAAGAACCUAAAGACAGUGCUCUGAAAGGUGAUCAUGGCUUAGUGUUAAAGUCUAAAGCUAAACAUCACGCCAUCUCAUCUAAGUUAAACAAACCAUUCAGAUUUGAUGGAAAACCAUUUGUAGUCCAAUAUGAAGUCAAGUUUCAGAAUGGAUUAGAAUGUGGUGGUGCUUAUGUUAAACUUCUCUCCAUGGAUAAACAGUUAGAGUUGAAACAAUUUCAAGAUAAGACCCCUUACACUAUAAUGUUUGGUCCAGAUAAAUGUGGUAUGGAUCACAAGUUACAUUUUAUAUUCAGACACAAAAAUCCUAAAACAGGAGAGUUUGAGGAGAAGCAUGCUAAGAAGCCUACAGCCAACCUUGAUAGCUACUUCACAGAUAAGAAGACACAUUUAUACAAACUGGUUGUUAAUCCUGACAACAGUUUUGAGAUAUUUGUGGACAAUACCUUAGUAAAUGAAGGAAGCUUAUUAGAAGAUAUGAGUCCUCCUGUGAAUCCACCCAAGGAAAUAGAUGAUCCUAAUGACAAGAAAUCUGAUGACUGGGACGAGAGAGAAAAGAUUCCUGAUCCAGAUGCAGUUAAACCAGAAGAUUGGGAUGAGAGUGAACCUGAAUACAUUAUUGAUGAGGCAGCUACAAUGCCUGAUGGAUGGUUAGAAGAUGAACCAGAACUUAUCCCUGACCCAGAUGCUGAAAAACCAGAAGAUUGGGAUGAAGAUAUGGAUGGUGAAUGGGAACCUCCACAAAUAGAUAAUACAAAAUGUAAAGACGCUAUUGGUUGUGGCAAAUGGGAAAGACCACAAGUUAAAAACCCUAAAUAUAAAGGAAAAUGGAGGCCAGCAAUGAUUGAUAACCCAGAUUAUAAGGGAAUAUGGGCUCCAAGAAAGAUCACCAAUCCUGACUUCUUUGAGGAUUCAGAACCUUAUAAAAUGACCCCUAUUCAUGCUUUAGGAUUAGAGUUAUGGUCAAUGACAGAUGAUAUUGUUUUUGAUAAUUUCCUGAUCACAGAUGACAAAGCCGUCUCCAGUUCUUACACAGCACAGACCUGGGAGAUUAAAUCUGCACAAGAGAAAGUUGUCUCUGGAGGGAAGGGUGUUUGGGCGUCUAUACGAGGAGCAGCAGACGAUAGACCAUGGCUGUGGGCGGUUUAUGUUGUUGUUCUAUUACUUCCAGUUUUACUACUCUCCAUCUGUCUCUGUCCAAGAAGUGGACCAAUCAAGCCAGAGGUAUUAGAAGCACAACGUAAGAAAACUGACGAGCCUUCACCAGAUGAUAAAGAGGCUGAAAAUAAAGAAGAGGAAGUUGGGCCAAAGGGAGAUAAUCAAGCAAAGAAAACUAAAAAGUCUGAUUUAGACGUAAAAGAGGAAAGCAGCCAAGAGGAAGAGGGGGAUGAUGAAGGAGAAGAAGAAGAAAAAACAGAGGAAAAAUCAGAAGAUUCUAGCAGACGUACAUCACCAAGGAAACGAAAAGCCAGGAAAGAAUGAUGAAGUGCAAGAUUAGUUUAGGAAACAAAUUAUCAUUUGUAUGAAGAUCAAGAUUAUAAUAUGAAAAAAUUAUCAAUUUAUGAAGAUCAAGAUGAGUACAAUUGUAUAUGAAAAAAUUAUAAAUCCGUAUGAAGAUCAAGAUUAGUAGUUUGAUAUUAAAGGAUAUGAAGAGGAAAUCAUUCAACUAUUUACGAUGUUAAAACAUCAAGAUUAUCACAUCUGUCAUUUGUAAAAUAAAGCUUUACAUUCAUUUUAUCAUGUUUAUAAUAAAAUCAAUGGUUGAUGAUAGUGAAA